This is a messenger RNA of Monomorium pharaonis (pharaoh ant), 3002 nucleotides long. RefSeq names its product ubiquitin-like-conjugating enzyme ATG3 (gene Atg3). Gene Ontology annotation, cellular component: cytoplasmic ubiquitin ligase complex; cytosol. The transcript is spliced from 6 exons. Gene Ontology annotation, molecular function: Atg8-family ligase activity. NCBI's taxonomy places the organism in Eukaryota, Metazoa, Arthropoda, Insecta, Hymenoptera, Formicidae. Gene Ontology annotation, biological process: nucleophagy; autophagy of mitochondrion; autophagosome assembly. The record is from RefSeq and is a predicted model, not a curated record. Bases 68 to 1018 code for a protein of 316 amino acids.
CCCUCGCACAUUUACACAUCGUCGGAUACGGGUUGUCCGUCCGCCACUCGUAAACAGCUAGUCAACAAUGCAAAGUGUAAUAAAUUCCGUGAAGGGCACCGCGCUGGGCGUCGCUGAAUACUUGACGCCGGUGCUAAAGGAGAGCAAAUUUCGAGAAACGGGUGUUUUGACACCAGAGGAGUUUGUAGCAGCUGGCGAUCAUUUGGUGCAUCACUGUCCUACAUGGCAAUGGGCUACCGGCGAUGAGGAUAGGGCAAAAUCUUAUCUACCAAAGGGCAAACAGUUCCUGUUGACUCGUAAUGUACCUUGCACGCGUCGAUGUAAACAGAUGGAAUAUAGCAACGAGCAAGAAUGUAUUAUAGAAGCUGACGAUCCCGAAGGUGGUUGGGUGGACACCCAUCAUUAUGCUACCAGUGUUGCUGGCCUGGAUGAAAGAGUAUCGGAAAUGGCACUGGAAGAAACCCUGGGGGAAUCAUCUCAACUUCAGGACAACGCGGACGAGGACGAAGACGAUGAGGAUGCUGCUGACAUGGAGGCUUUCGAGAUCAGCGGCAUGCUGGACGAGCAGGAUAAACACGUGGCGACGGAAAGCACUAAAAAAACCAGCCAUGAGAAACGUGAUUCAUUUACAGAGGGAGAGAUUAUUCGCACUCGCACCUAUGACUUAUACAUUACAUAUGAUAAAUAUUAUCAAACUCCUAGAUUAUGGUUGUUUGGAUAUAAUGAGAAUCGGAAGUCGCUUAAUGUAGAAGAAAUGUAUGAAGAUGUUAGUCAAGAUCACGCUAAGAAGACAGUUACGAUGGAAACUCACCCGCACAUACCUGGUCCUCCUAUGGCUUCUGUUCACCCCUGCAGGCAUGCGGAAGUGAUGAAGAAAAUCAUGGAGACGGUAAUGGAGGGAGGUGGAGAAUUAGGAGUGCAUAUGUACCUCAUAAUAUUUCUAAAAUUUGUUCAAUCCGUCAUACCAACGAUCGAAUAUGACUACACGCAAAAUUUUAUGUUAAAUGCGGCCGGCUAGAUGCGUCAUUAGUCCUAAAUUAUCGUUGUAUUGUGAUUAAUAUGAAUUGCUUACCAACCGUAUUUAGUGGAUACGCGAGAGAUAAUUGUGUAUCGAUGUUUACUACGCUUUUCAUCAUAAAUGUGAAGAUCGUAAGGAUAUUCAAAUUGAUGGUAAGAAUCUAAGAUGAUUUCAUAUAUUUUGAAUUGACUUCUGAAAAUUUGAGUGAUAAAAGUAUUUUGAACGGUAUAAACAUCUACUCCCAAGAAUCUAAAGUAUGAAAUUGCACGGAUCUCGAGCGUUCGGCAUUUAAGAAUCCACAUGUCACUUGUCCUAAUUAAUUUUAAGCAAACAUGUACAAGAUGCUUUUUUACAUUGCAAGAUACUAAGUUAAGCAGAUACUUGACACCGUUAGACAAUAAGAGCGGAAUAAAAGUUACGCUAAAAGCAACGAAAAAAAAUCGACAGAAACAAAUACGAAAAUAAUUUCAUAUUAUACAGAAUGUCUUUUAAGUCCAUGUCGUAACUUUAGAAGGCAAUUCUUUAAAUUAUUUAAGUAAAGAUUCAAAGAUCGUACAACUAGACUUUUGAUCUCCAAGAAAUCUAUGAUUUUUAACAAAAUAAGAAUAUUGUAACUCAGUCAAAAAUUCACUGGAUGAAGAAAACUUAAAAGUCUUAAUAAAUAUGGAUCCUAAAAUCAAUAAUUUCUGUAUUACAAGAUGUUGAUGUUUUUUAAAAAUUACAUUUUCUUAAAUAUAUCAGGUUAUGUAUAUUUAUAUAAAUCCAUAAAACUUGAGUAGCUAAUUUAUCUAAUAGACGUUAAUGGCACACACAAAAAAGUGGUCUAAUACUAGAACCCCACUAGUCAAUCUCUAUGUAUUUUGACGUGCUAAAUACAAAUCCGGUGUCAGAAUUGCCCCAUCACCCACCAUUUUCCACAUGCAACGAAAUUAUUAAUUAUUAAUUAGUUUUCAAGGUUUUAUAAGACCAUUUUUUUAUUUAAAAAAAUGAGUGUGUAAUUCAUAAAAUUGGUAUAAAAAUAUUGGAGUCAGUAACAAAGAUGUCAAAUCUAAAAAAAAUCAAAAUUCAAUGCUAAUGGCAGAUUUCAAGAUUAGUACUUAAUUCCUGAUUCAGUUUUCAAUGGAAAAGUUGUCUUGCACUUUAUCGAAAUGAGUAUGAUUUUAAAAGUUAUGACAAAAUCUUACAUUUUUCUCAUUGAAAAUUAGAAGUGAGAUGAUAUUUUAAGGUCUAAACUCUAAACUGAUCAAAAAAGCAAUCCAUUAACACAAACAUAUGCUGCUUCAUGUGUUAAUGUUAAUAGAAUUGAUAACCCUCCCCGAAAAAAUCUUAGAUAUGCCCAUGAUUGUUUAAUAUUUAAUAUUUACAUAUUUAGAUUGUUUACCCAAGUUUUAUGAAUUUAUGGAUACAAAUGUAAUACGAAAUACUAGCACACAAGGUGUCCGCAACAAUAUAGACACGUUGUUAUCUGAGUGUGUCUAUUAAUCCUUCAUUGUUCUUAUUUGACAAACAAACUCUUUCUCUUAGAAUCGGUUGUUUCAACUUUUUGAUAAACUUACUAUCAGAUAAAUAUCCAUCUAUCUUUACCUAUCUUUAUCUUUUUUCUGAAUAAAUAAAGACACAUAACAUAAGUAUCUGUCGAGUAAAACUUUCUAAUAAAUUGGAACAAUCAGUCCUUAGUGUUCUAUGAGCAUCGCGCUUAUAUGUGUGUUACUGUAUUAGUGCGAUGUUACCAUAUAAUUUUCUGAGAUCAUGAAGAUGAUGAGAGAAAAAAGAAAUUAAUAAAAGAUAUAAAAAUAAUUUUAAAAAGUCUCAAUUGCUGCAUAAACACAGUCUUGUAAAAACAUAAAUGCACAUCGAUUCGUCAAUUUAUCGCAAAAAAAUCGAUAAAUGCUAGGUAACAGGAUUGUACAUACAUAUAUCUACGUAUUUAUUCUCGCUACAUUCAGAUAUAUCACACAUUAACACUUUCAAAAACUAACAAAAA